Rhinocladiella mackenziei CBS 650.93 is the source of this 2202-nucleotide messenger RNA. RefSeq lists its product as uncharacterized. The transcript is spliced from 4 exons. NCBI's taxonomy places the organism in Eukaryota, Fungi, Ascomycota, Eurotiomycetes, Chaetothyriales, Herpotrichiellaceae. Bases 1 to 2202 code for a protein of 733 amino acids. The record is from RefSeq and is a predicted model, not a curated record. Gene Ontology annotation, molecular function: protein binding.
AUGACCAUGAUGAAUAUGGCCGGCAUGAAUCAAGCAGCAAUGGGUGGAGGUCAAGCCGGAGGCGGAAUGAUGAUGAUGAACAACAACGGGAGCCCAGCCAUGCAAGUCAACUCCAGCAGCUCGCCAGAACAGGUCAAGGUUCAACUGAACACCUAUAUAUACGAGUAUCUUCUGAAGCUCGGCCACUACGACAUUGCUCGAAGCCUGCUGCGUGAGGAGAAAUUCGAACUUCGUGUCAAGCCGUCAGUCAAGCAAAGUCCUGGUCGCCGCAAAGAUGCCGAAGUGAACGGAGUUGACGGAGAUGCCAUGGACGCAGAUGUCAAAGAUGAUAUCCCUGAUGACCUCCCCCGUCCGGUGCAUGUUGGAGAUGCGAGCACACCCGGAAUAGGCUUCCUCUAUGAGUGGUUCAGCAUCUUUUCCGACCUCUUUACCGCCCACCAACGAUCAAGCAAGAUGCAAGGUAGUCAAGCUGGAAACAUGGGUCCCGCUGCCCAGUAUCUGAUGCAACACCAGAAUAUGCAACGUAUGAGAGAAAAUCAGCAGAACCAAAACCUCGCGCGACCUGGCAUGAUGCCUAACCAGUUUGCAAUGCGUAACAUGCGCAACAACAUGAUGAAUGGGAAUCUUCCAAGAGAUAUGGCCAAUAAGAUGACCCCUCAACAGGUCCAGCAAUUCAAACAAUCUCAAAUGCUUCAACAACAGCAGCAGAACAUGCAACGAGAACAGGGUGAUGUAGACAUGAACGGUCGCGCCUCAUCCCCCACAGAAGGCGAGAACGGUGGGUCUCCGUCCAAGAGGCCACGACUCGACGGUCAACAGUUCAACGGUGGUAUGAUGCCUAAUAUGCGGCCAGGAAUGCCCAAUGUUGCACCUCAAAACAUGAUGAUUCAGAAUGCCUUCAACCCUAACAUGAACAAUGCGCAAUUCCGACAAAACGGGGCUAUGCCUCAGAAACCCAUGCAGGGUGGGAUGGCCAAUGGCAUGAUGAAUAUGGGAAAUGCGGGCUCCCCGAUGAUGCAAGGCAUGAAUCCUGCCCAGUUCGGCGACAACAUGCAGAUGGAGAUGUACAACCAAAGGAUGGGAGGCCAACAAAUGCAAGGCACCCCCGGUGGAGGCCAGAGUGGGAAUCAUGCUCUGCAAGAUUAUCAAAUGCAAUUGAUGCUGCUUGAGCAACAAAACAAGAAGAGAUUGAUGAUGGCACGAGCAGAGCAGGACAAUGCUGCCAAUAGAGAUGGCGCCCCCAUGGUCGGUAUGCAGCCUGGCGGUAUGUCACCUUCCGGCAGUCGGACUGGCACCUCUCCCAACCCCGCAGAUCAGAUGAAGCGGACGCCACAAUUGGGAGGAAUGCCUGGGUCGCCUUCAGCUGCAGAAGCAAUGGCAGGACGGUCGCCCGCUGGAGGAAUGAGCUUCAUGAACGGAAUGCCGACAUCUGAUUUCAAUCCGGCCAUGUUCAUGAAAGAAAAUCAAGGCAUGGUAGGACCAGGUGGGCCGAAUAUGAGACCACCUACCUCGGUGAACAUGCAACAAGCUAUGGCGCGUCAACAGCAGAUGGGAGGACAGUUCCAAGGAGGCCAACCAAUGGUCCAGCAACCAUCGCAAGGCCAACCGCAACCCAUGGGCACUCCGGGACAGAGAACCGAAAUGCCGCCUCCUCAAGCCCCUGCUGGAAACAAUGCCCAACGGAAUCAACCAUCGUCACCUCAGAGCGGGAAUGCACCGCCGACUCCUUCGACAACCAACAAACCCAAUCCAAAGAAGAAAGCCAAGGAAGAUACCAACAAGAAGCGACCGGCCAAGAAGAACUCAACCGCAAAUGCCCCCAGUUCUGAGAAUGAGCCUCCCCCAACUCCCACACCAUCGACACCCAUCACUCCAGUCCAUCCACAAGGAUUCAACUCUGCCGGCAAGGCUGCUGGCCCUGGAAUGCCUAAUUCGAACCAAGCUCCUCCACCCAAUCAGGCGAUGCCACCUAGUCAACCCCAAAUGCACCAGCCAGAUCUCUCACAGCCCAAUGCAUUCUCCGACUUCGGUGGUGGUGGUCCAGAGAACUUCAACUUGGAUUUCAGCACUUUGGAAAAUAGCGACGUACUGGAGAAUUUUGAUUUUGACAGCUUUCUGAACACGACCAACGACGACACCUUCAAUUUUGACGCUCCCAUUGGGGUAGGAGGAGACUUUGGUUUAGAUGCGACCGGUGAAUAG